Messenger RNA from Centropristis striata (black sea bass), 2339 nucleotides. Its product is annotated as nuclear GTPase SLIP-GC-like. The transcript has 19 exons. Bases 1 to 2265 code for a protein of 754 amino acids. The record is from RefSeq and is a predicted model, not a curated record. NCBI's taxonomy places the organism in Eukaryota, Metazoa, Chordata, Actinopteri, Perciformes, Serranidae. Gene Ontology annotation, molecular function: GTPase activity.
AUGUUUCACCACUACAGGCCCAAACACAAGGAUACUUCUGAAAUGAUGGACACUGAAGAGGAGACAAAUUCAAAUGAUGAUGAGAGACCUGAGCUGGUUUCUGCAUCCACCAGUGGCACAAGUGAUAAAGGAAAGAGAAAGAUGGAUCUUCGGGACCGGUCCAGCAAAUGUCAGUCACCAACUAAAAAAACACGACUUGACACUGAACCGGGAUCAUCAAAAGAAAACAUACUGUCUGUUGUGAAAGCCACCAUGGGAUUGGUCGAGGUAGGACUGCCUAACCAAGACAACAAAUUCAACAACUUCGUCAAGCAAAGCAUCCAUGAUUUGGAGACAGACAAGAGGGAGCUGGUUGGUGUCUUUGGUAAAACCGGGGCUGGGAAGAGCUCUUUGAUAAAUGCAAUCAUUGGAGAGAAGAAUCUCUUGCCAUCUGGAAGUGUCAGUGCAUGUACUACAGUCAUGAUUAAAGUCGAGGCUAACAGGCAGAACAUGAAGUACGAGGCACACAUUGAGUUCAUCACAAAAGAGGAGUGGAAGGAUGAGUUGUGGACCUUUCUGAAUCUCCUCAAGGAUAACGCGGAUCAGGAGAAUGAUGAGGAUUAUUGUGACACCGUUGAAAAGCUGUCAGCUCUGUAUGGAGAGGAAUGGAAGAACAAAUCUGCUGAAAAUCUCAUGGAAUACAAACAUUUCAAAGAAAUCCCAGAAUUUCUCGAUUCCCAGAAGAAGAUUUUGACAUGUGAAUCAGCUAAGGAGCUCUCUGUGGUAUGUGCCAAAUACACAAGAAGUGACUCAAUAGACGGAGAAGCUAAAGGAGUAAAGAGGUGGUACUGGCCACUGGUGAAGUGUGUGACUGUGAGGGUGCCAGAUAAUGAAUUUCUCCAGAACGUCACACUUGUGGAUCCUCCUGGAAAUGGGGACUGUAACAAGAGCAGAGACCAGAUGUGGAAAGGGGUGGUUGGAAGUUGCUCUACUGUGUGGGUCGUGACUGACAUUAAUCGAGCAGCAGCAGAGAAGGAAGCCUGGGAGAUCCUGGAAAGUGCCAGCAACCUCGUGGGAAAUGGUGGCGAGUGUCAGCGCAUUCACUUCAUCUGCACCAAGUCAGAUCAUAUUGAAGACUGGGAUGAUCAGUCAGCAGCUGGUGUUCGUGAUCUCAUAUUUAAAAGAAACAAACAUGCCAAGAGAAAAGUAAAUCAAAAAUUCAGCAAACUAAACCAGGUUAAGAAACAUUUCAGUGAUGAAUGUUUCAAAGUGUUCACAGUGAGCGCCAAAGAGUUUCUAAAAAAGAAACAUCUAGACGCAGAUGACACUGAGAUACCCAAACUUCAGGAACUUCUGCAAGAUCUCAACGACUGUCACCCAGAGACAUUAAACUAUGUGUCUGGAGCUCUUGAGAUUCUCUCUCUGAUUCAAGGGGCCAGCCGUUCACAAGGGGAUGACAAGACGGAUGUGUGCACAGAACUUGAAGAAAAGAUGAAGAAUGAACUUUAUAAUGUCAGAAAAUCCAUGGAAGAGACUCACAGGUCUUUUGAAAGAUGCCUCAGUGAGGGUGUCGAAAACUCCAAAAGUUCAUGGGAAAGAAAAUUAAAUUCGGUCUUACAUCCUCCUAAGAGCAAGGAUAAAGGUUUUCACAGGACAUUGAAGUGUGUAGUUCAGAACGGCGGCAUACACAAACCAAGAGGAAGGAAAGAAAUCAACUUGAACAUGAAGUUGGCUUCAUGUCUGACUGACAGCAUUGAUGAGGAAUUCAAGAAGACCUUCCCAAAUGAAGGAAAAAAUGAACCAUUUAAUGGGAUCAUCAAUAAGUUUUCAGUUGGCACAGAGAGGAUGAUGGGAGAGGGGCAAAAAUAUGAUGAUGUUGAACUGCUACUCACAUUUCUCAGCACAGAGGAAGAAAUAAUUAAGACAAAACUGAAAGAAAUCAUCCGGGAGCGCAAGAAAAUAAUCUACAGCAGUCUGAUGAGGACAAUCGAGGAAGACAUGCAAGAAUGCUAUCAAAGAGCAGCAGAAUUUACAGGAGCCAGCUCACUGGACAAUAUGAGGAGAACUAUUAUGGAACAUGUACAUAAUUCAGGGAACAUCAUGUUUGAGAAGGCGAAAAAUGAAAUGUUGAACCAGCUGGUCAACCUGAAGAUGGAGAUCCUGGAGAAACUGGAGAAAACAAUGCAGGAAUCUAUCGAGCUGUCACUCAAGACAGAUGGUGCCUCGAUCCCAGAUGUUCAAGCGGAGCUUGAGCUGGUGAAUUUGUACUACAAUGAACUGAUGUGAAGCCCAGGUGAUGAACCUCUUGUUUGAUCCACCGGGUCCAACAGCUACACUGCAUCCAUGACAUCUGCACAGGU